Molecule: messenger RNA, 1275 nt
Organism: Metarhizium brunneum ARSEF 3297
Lineage: Eukaryota; Fungi; Ascomycota; Sordariomycetes; Hypocreales; Clavicipitaceae
Biological process (GO): glycerophospholipid biosynthetic process
Cellular component (GO): mitochondrion
Source: RefSeq, a predicted model, not a curated record
AUGGCGGCAACGCAACAGCAAGAGGCCAAGUUCUACCAGACUGUUGAACAGGCUAAAAAGGACCUCGACGCAGUUUCUGCGCCGUCAACCACACCUAGCUCCCCUGGCUUGUCUGCAGACAGCUCUCGCGCCAGCAUCGCCAGCGUUGAUACCCCCUCAUCACCACUCUCUCCUUCCACCGUGGCCGACUCCUUCGUCUUUGCCUUUGAUAUCGAUGGCGUUCUUGUCCGCGGCGGCAAGGCCAUCCCCGAAGCAAUUCAGGCCAUGAGAGUGCUCAACGGAGAAAACGAAUUCGGCAUCCAUGUACCUCACAUCUUCCUAACCAACGGCGGCGGCAAAACCGAAGAGGAGCGAUGCGGCGACCUCUCCCGCCAGUUGCUGCAGGACAUCCAGCCCGGCCAGUUCAUUUGCGGACACACCCCCAUGAGAGAAAUGGCCGAGAAGUACGGCACCGUCCUUGUCAUUGGCGGCGAGGGCGAAAAGUGCCGCGAGGUCGCCGAGGGCUACGGCUUCCGGGACGUCGUCACCCCCGGCGACAUCAUCAAGCACGACUCUGCCACGACGCCCUUCCGCAAGCUCACCGCCGAGGAGCACGCCAACUCGCGCGCCCGCGACUUUGACGACGUCACCAUCGACGCCGUCUUCGUCUUCGCCGACUCCCGCGACUGGGCCGGCGACAUCCAGAUCAUGCUGGACCUCGCCAUGUCCAAGGGCGGGCGGCUCUGCACGCGCAGCGAGACCUUUGACGAGGGGCCCCCCUUUUACUUCUCGCACAACGACGUCGUCUGGUCCGCGGCCCACGAGCACGUCCGCCUCGGCAUGGGCGCCCUCCGCCGCAUGUUCGAGGUCACCUUUGACGACCUCACCCGCGGCCGGGGCCGGCUCGACACGCACGCCUUUGGCAAGCCGCAGGUGCCCACGUUCGAGUUCGCCUCGCGCCUCAUGAGCCAGUGGCGCCACGCGCGGCACGGCAUCGCGGACGCGCCCCAGACCGUCUACUUUGUCGGCGACACGCCCGAGAGCGACAUCCGCGGCACCAACGCCGUCAACAAGAAGGCCGACAACGACUGGUACAGCAUCCUCGUCAAGACGGGCGUGUACCAGGACGGCACGGAGCCCGCCUACAAGCCUCGCGUCAUUGUGGACAAUGUCCUGGACGCCGUGAACCACGGCAUCCAGCGCGAGAUGCGUAAGAAGCUUGCUUCUUCGCUCAAGCAGGGUCUCGAGAAGGCUGUUGCGGAUGCCGAGACGGAGGCUAUUGUCGUGGAGGCGUAG